Molecule: messenger RNA, 1377 nt
Organism: Geodia barretti
Lineage: Eukaryota; Metazoa; Porifera; Demospongiae; Tetractinellida; Geodiidae
Source: the annotation of a GenBank genome assembly
AUGUCUUUACAAUCCCUAACAGCGCGUCCGCGUUCGUCCAGCCGCUCACAGCAUCAUGCUGUCAUUUGCGCAGACUGCAAUGAGUCCACAACGGUCCCAUUCCGUCCAUCCCCCAGCAGGCCGGUGUACUGCCGAUCCUGCUUCAAUGCCCGUCGGAACGGUCAAUCCGCCAAACCCAACACACUCGUUAGCGAGCCGAUUGGCGCAGACGACCGCUUUGACGAGCCCGCCCCUGACGGCGUUGAAGUGUUUUCCGGAAUGGCGUUGAGAGCCGCUACUAGACAAGCGCUUUCCCUGAUGAAUAUUUCACAGCCCACACCCAUUCAGACAAAAGCCAUCCCACAUCUAAUGGAGGGUCGAGAUCUGAUUGGACAGGCACGCACAGGUUCAGGAAAGACGCUGGCGUUUGCAGUGCCGCUCACGGAGCAGUGCGACCCGUCUAUCCGUCAGGUUCAGGCGCUCGUGCUCGUACCCACCCGCGAGCUUGCAAUUCAGGUGGCAGAAGUCACGAAAGCCUUAUGCUCAUCUCAACGGCUGCGCGUAUCCCUAUUGUAUGGUGGGCGUUCCGCAAAGCCGGAAUACGCAGAGUUAAGGAAUGGAGCGCAGAUCAUCAUUGGGACCCCCGGGCGCACGCUCGACCAUCUUCGGCAGGGAACUCUCGACCUGCGCUCAGUGCGAUUUCUUGUGCUGGACGAGGCCGACGAAAUGCUGGACAGAGGGUUUGCGCGAGACGUUGAGGCAAUCCUUAGCGGGACGCCCUCCGAGCGCCAAACCGCUCUCUUUUCCGCAACGGUGCCUGAGUGGGUGGCUACCACAGCCAGAAAGCACCUGCGUAACCCCGUAAGAGUGGAAAUAGACACAGAUCUGCGCACGCUGCCCACCGUGGAGCACAUGGUUUAUACAAUUCAGCAAAACGAAAAAGUCAAAGCGCUUCAGACGCUUCUGGACGAGCAGGACGGCGAUCCGGUUAUCGUCUUCGGCAGGACCAAGCACGGCGUUAAAAAGCUGGCACGACAACUCGACUCAUUGGGCUAUCCUGUGGGGGCGCUCCAGGGAAAUCUCAGUCAGAAUGCGCGCGAACGCGUGAUGACGGACUUUCGUUCCGGCGCCACACCCAUUCUUGUAGCAACUAAUGUGGCUGCAAGAGGACUGGACAUUGAUGGUGUUGCACAGGUCAUCAACUUUGACCUGCCUGACACAGAUUUGCUCUUCACGCAUCGAGUAGGCCGGACGGGCCGCAUGGGACGCUCCGGUGAGGCAGUGACCUUUAUCACGCCGGAUGAAGUACGCAAGUGGAAUGAGAUUGAGCGAGGGCUGGGCCGCAGGUUCACAGUCAGGCGCUGGAAUUCAUCCUCCGGGCGGGCGCUGGCCGACUAA